AACAACUGGUUCUCACUCUCAUCACAGCGUGAUUUGAUCAUGGCUCUUCGCCGCUUCAACGCAGGUGGUAAGAAGCAGAAGGAGCUCACGGAUGAGCAAAAACAGGAGAUCAAAGAGGCCUUUGAUUUGUUUGACACUGAUGGCAGUGGUGAGAUUGACUCCAAGGAAUUGAAGGUCGCAAUGCGCGCCUUGGGUUUCGAACCAAAGAAGGAGGAGAUUCAGAAGAUGAUCUCCGAUGUGGAUGAUGAUGGCUCUGGCACCAUUGGCUACGAGGAGUUCUUGAAGAUGAUGACCCAUAAGAUCUUGAACCGCGACCCUAAGGAUGAGAUCUUGAAGGCCUUUCGCCUCUUUGAUGAUGACGAGACCGGGAAGAUUUCCUUCAAAAACCUGAAGCGAGUCGCGAAGGAAUUGGGCGAGCGUAUGACCGAUGAGGAGCUGCAAGAGAUGAUCGAUGAAGCCGACCGGGACGGCGACGGUGAGGUGAAUGAGGAAGAAUUCCUGCGCAUCAUGAAGAAGACGCCACCUGAUUCAAUACGCGAUUUGUGGGGUGAAAUGGCGAUGCGAUUCCGUGCCGGCGACGUGCUGCGAAAGUCCUUUAGUGGAAAGAAGCAGAAGGAGCUCACGGAUGAGCAAAAGCAGGAGAUCAAAGAGGCCUUCGACCUCUUCGACACCGACGGCAGUGGUGAGAUCGAUUCGAAGGAGUUGAAGGUGGCCAUGCGAGCCUUGGGCUUCGAACCGAAGAAGGAGGAAAUCCAGAAGAUGAUCUCCGACGUGGAUGAGUUCUUGAAGAUGAUGACCCAUAAGAUCUUGAACCGCGAUCCUAAGGAUGAGAUCCUUAAGGCUUUCCGCCUCUUUGAUGAUGAUGAGACUGGGAAGAUUUCCUUCAAGAACCUGAAGCGUGUCGCCAAGGAGUUGGGAGAGAGGAUGACGGAUGAGGAGCUGCAAGAGAUGAUCGAUGAAGCCGACCGCGACGGCGACGGCGAGGUGAACGAGGCCAUCUGUCGGAGCCUUUUUCGGGAUGUCACCGGGUCUGUCGGAACUUGUUCUGAGUUCCUUUCGACGCCGGCGGAAUUCAUCGUUCACCGGGGCAGAUCCGAAGUGAUUUGUCGCGGCGCAGUUCACACAGAUGCAGACAACACGGGCUGGGAGAAACGCAUCGACAAACAUUUGCCACUUGUUGCUGAGGAUUACAACAAGCCGCCCUUUUCCUUGCCUUUCCCUGCAGUGGAUCUCCAGCGCAUCAGCGAGGAUGCCUACUUCGUUCUCUACGAGAUUGCCCCGGAAGGCAACACGGCGUCCCCUGCACGAGUGGAACGCUUAAGUGUCCCAUCACUGCCCUCACUCGACAGCUACACCUUGGUGUCGGAAGGUGAAUUGGUGGAGGCCUUCAACCCGCCGAGCCGAGUGGAAGAGGCCGCCCAAGCGGCUGCUGAUGAACUGGGACCUCUGCCCGCGAAGGAACGAACGAUGCUCACCACGCCAGUGACAGAGCUUCCGGACAAGGACAGCUCCGUGGAGGAAGACGUGAAGGCCCAGGCUGAAAGGAAACCCAUCAAGGGCAUCCCAGCUGUUGAGUUCCGAGCAAGAUGUGAUUUGAUCUUUGACAAGUACGACAAGGACAAAGACGAGAUUCUUUGCUUUGAGGAGCUCUGUAGCCUGAUGGAGGCCGGUGGCCGUCGUAUCGAGGAGUACGACGCCUAUGCCUCGCUCUGUCAGAGGUUGGGCUGCGAUGCGCGCCUUGGUCUCAGUCGGAAGGAUGUCUACAAACUCUUUGAGAAAGCUCCACAAGCGGUUUGGGAAGAGGUGUAUAGAUCCAUCAACCCCUUGGCGCAGAUGGUGAAGAAAGGUGCUGAGAGGCUACCCGAGACCUUCCUCGAGCGGCCCAUCACGGAGUUCCUCUUUGAGGAUGAGGAGCAGUUUGCCAAAGUUCAUGUCGAGUUGAAUGCUCACCUGUACUAUGGAGCCGCUGAGGUGAUCACAGGGGACCAUGUCCAGGCCUACUUUGGCAAGCAGAGGUUGGAGCUGCACAUUGUGGCGCCUGGCUCCUAUGGAGCCAAGGACUUGUACCUGUGGAAGAUGGUCAUCACACCCUUGAGCGGUGAGAUUGUCCCGGAGGACAGCCUGUUGGAGUUGAAAGCCACCACUGGACGUUUCGGCAGUCAGAAGUUGACCUUGAAGUUGAUGAAGUCCAAAAAGAAGCGUUGGUACAAGGGCCCCAGCAUCACCCGAACUCUUCAGUGGGACAAGCUGCCACUGGCCAAAGGAUUUGACCCGUUGGGCAAACCGCCACAAGCAGAGCUUGGCAAUGCUUGGCAAUGCUUGGCAUAUUCCUCACAAAGGAAUCAGCAGCUGAGAAAGGGCAAGACCAUCGAGCAAAUUUACCAGAAGAAGACGCAGCUGGAGCACAUCCUUUUGCGACCUGACACCUAUGUGGGUUCCACGGAACACCAGCUGCAAGAGAUGUGGGUCUUUGAUGAGGCCAAGGGACAGAUGGUGCACCGGAAGAUCGACUAUGUCCCGGCGUUGUACAAAAUCUUCGAUGAAAUCCUGGUGAACGCCGCAGACAACUCCAAGCGAGACACCAAGAACAUGGAUCUCAUUGAUGUGACCAUCGACCGGCAAACGAACUCCAUCACCGUCUUGAACAAUGGUCAGGGCAUCCCUGUGCAAAUCCACAAGGAACACAAGUGCUAUGUGCCUGAGCUGAUCUUUGGUCACUUGCUGACCAGCGACAACUAUGAUGACAAUGAAAAGAAGGUCACGGGAGGUCGCAAUGGGUACGGGGCCAAGUUGACCAACGUUUUCAGUAAGAAGUUCAUCAUCGAAACCGUGGACAAGAACAACAAGAAAAAGUUCACACAGGUCUUUCAGAAGAACAUGACGCAGAAGGAUGAUCCGGUGGUCACUGCUUGCAAUGCGCCAAAGGAAUAUACCAAAGUGACCUUCUUUCCCGACUUCUCCCGUUUCGGGAUGACUGGUCUGGACAAUGACAUUUGCAGCUUGAUGAUGAAGCGCGUCUACGACAUCGCCGCAUCCACCUCGAACCGGAUCAAGGUGGUGCUGAAUGGGAAGCAACUUCCCAUCAAGUGGCCAAAUGAUCUACGAGAAAUGCAGCAAUCGUUGGGAAGUGGCCUUCAGCCUUUCGGAGCCGAUCUGGGAGCCGUGGAAGUCACCGAAACCUGCUGGGAUUCGGAAUCCGAGAAGUUGGAGAUGGCGAUUGACGUCCAACGAUCGGAAUUUGUUGAUUUGGAUGAACAAACAGAUGGCAACUUCAACCAGGUGAGCUUUGUCAACUCCAUCAACACCAUCAAGGGAGGGACACAUGUAGCACAUGUUUCUGACCAAGUGGUCGAAGCGAUUCUCAAGGUUGUGAAAGGAAAGAACCGCGGCGGCAUCGACAUCAAGCCUGCGCAUGUACGAAACCACCUCUGGGUCUUCAUCAAUUGCUUGAUUGAGAAUCCUGCUUUCGACUCCCAGACCAAAGAGACGCUUACCACCAAGCAAAGCAAGUUUGGAUCAACCUGCGAAUUGCCGGACAAAGUCAUCAAGCAGGUGAUGAAAAGUGGCAUCGUCGAGACGAUCUUGGAUUGGGUGAAGGCAAAGCAAAAGGUGGACAUGUCCAAACAGCUGCGGGCCAGCAAAAACCAGGGCCGCGUCAAUGGCAUUCCCAAGCUGGAUGAUGCCAACGAUGCGGGUGGUCGACACUCGCAGGCAAAGUCGUUAGCCGUUGCGGGCGUCAGCGUGAUUGGACGAGACAAGUAUGGUGUCUUCCCGUUGAAGGGAAAGGUCCUGAACGUCCGGGAUGCGAACUUUAAGCAGGUCACUGGAAACGCAGAGAUCUCUAACCUGCUGCAGAUCAUGGGCCUAGACCUGAAACGCCAAUACGACAGUGCUCAAGGUCUGCGCUAUGGAUCCAUUAUGUUGAUGACGGAUCAAGAUCACGACGGAUCGCAUAUCAAGGGUUUGCUGAUCAACCUGAUUCACUUUUGGUGGCCAUCUUUGGCCAAGAUGCCUGGGUUCCUGAAGGCCACCGGUGAUCUGUAA
Cladocopium goreaui is the source of this 4044-nucleotide messenger RNA. The record is from the annotation of a GenBank genome assembly. Lineage: Eukaryota; Dinophyceae; Suessiales; Symbiodiniaceae.